AUGUCGCUGUCAAACGAGGCGCUGCAGAAGCUGGUGAGGGAGAUCGAGACGCAGGCGAUUCAGGCGCAGCAGCAGAUCACAGUGGCGCGGUCACAGGUAGCCAGCAAGCAGCGAGAGAUGCGGCUGGCCCAGCUGACACGAAGCGAGCUGGCGGCACUGCCGACCGACACGGCAGUAUACGAGGGCGUGGGCAAGAUGUUCGUGGCCGAGCCGGUGACGGAGCUGAGCGCGAAGCUGGACAAGCAGAUCAAGGGCCUCGAGGGCGACGUCGAGGGCCUGGGCAAGCGGCUACACUACCUCGAGACGACGGCCAAGAACAGCCAGGAACACAUCAGCCAGAUGCUCCGUCGCGGCGGCGGUGAGGCGGCAUAG
Molecule: messenger RNA, 372 nt
Organism: Grosmannia clavigera kw1407
Lineage: Eukaryota; Fungi; Ascomycota; Sordariomycetes; Ophiostomatales; Ophiostomataceae
Product: prefoldin subunit
Exons: 3
Coding region: 1-372 (123 amino acids)
Biological process (GO): protein folding
Cellular component (GO): cytoplasm; prefoldin complex
Molecular function (GO): protein folding chaperone
Source: RefSeq, a predicted model, not a curated record